Bipolaris sorokiniana ND90Pr is the source of this 1297-nucleotide messenger RNA. RefSeq lists its product as uncharacterized. Gene Ontology annotation, biological process: positive regulation of Ras protein signal transduction; protein phosphorylation. Gene Ontology annotation, molecular function: protein serine/threonine kinase activity. Lineage: Eukaryota; Fungi; Ascomycota; Dothideomycetes; Pleosporales; Pleosporaceae. The coding region runs from base 1 to 984 and encodes 327 amino acids. The record is from RefSeq and is a predicted model, not a curated record. The transcript has 2 exons.
AUGUCACUCCACGCCACCCCAGCCCACUCAUCCCGCAUAACAAAACCAAGACGAAAAUCCGGACUCGCAGCCCUAGGCCUCAAACGCAAGACAUCCUCUCCUUCAAAUAUAACCCCAAAGCAGCUCUCCUUGCCAUCUGAACCCUCAGCCUACAACGACGAACAACAACCCCCCUCCCUACUCACAGACCUCAAGUUAUGCGACAUACCCGAAUUCAUAACCACCAUGCAAACCCACACAUUCUCCCCUCUUCCCAAAUCACCCUCCCUCUCCUCAACCUUAACAUCCCGCAUCCUCAACCACCGCCGCCUCCUCCCACCCUUCAUAUCCAUCGCGCAUCUGCACGCCGUAUCGCACUCCGCAACCCGCGUAGACCGCGAGAUAUCUGCUCUAGUGAACACCGGCGUGCUGCGGCGCAUCAUAUUGCCUCAUCGCGACGCAUCUGCUAUCGGCGAAGGCGUAGUUUUGGUGCGAGAAUGGGCGCGGGUUGUUCGGGAGAACGGUGAUAUACCCGAAUCCCUGAAAGAAAAAUACACCACCUCUCUCACCUCACCAACCUCACUGCUGGAUUUCACGCCGAAAGAACGCCAAAUCCUACUCUCGACAGGCUUCUUGACAUGUGACGCCACCGCACAAAACGCGACGUACACUUUAUCGCUCCCAAACAUGGGAUUGUAUGUCAAGUUAGUAAGUGACGCAUGUAGCCAUCUUCUCAAGCUGCUCAAACAAAAUACACACGGCACGAUGCCGCUGUGCGAUUUAGCAGAUCGCUGGAACGGCGGCGUUAUCGACGAAGGGGAUGUACGAGCUGAGCGCAAGAAGGUGCGAGGAGAAUGCCAGGGCGUACUGCCUGGGCGGACGAAGAGGUGGAAGCGGUUUUAUGGGAUGCGGGUUGAGUGGGUGGUGGAAGAGUGUGUGGGGGCGGGGUUGGUGGAGGUGUUUGAGACGGGGAGUGUGGGGAGGGGGGUGAGGGUUGUGGGAUAGGAAGGAGCAGAGGGGAUGGUGAGGUUGGGGAAGGAGCAGGAUGGGAAGAUGCGCUGUAGUGUAUUUGAAGAGUGGUUCGUUGUUUUGCUUAAGGAACUUUGGAAAGUCAGCAUGUAUGGGAGUGGACGGGCGUAGUGAGAGUUGGUAAAUUUGUAUUGUGAUAGUGGAUCUAGAUGAUGAGCGGAUAAACACAUGAAUAGCUCCGAAACCUCAAUGGCAUGGCAAAAUUGAUACGAUUCUCAGAAUCAGCGUACAAGAAUGGAAGACUCUUGAUAAUAUUGACUUGCUCAAAAGGGCGAUAUCCACACUGCUC